Molecule: messenger RNA, 1693 nt
Organism: Diospyros lotus (date-plum)
Lineage: Eukaryota; Viridiplantae; Streptophyta; Magnoliopsida; Ericales; Ebenaceae
Product: protein NEOXANTHIN-DEFICIENT 1
Exons: 11
Coding region: 503-1414 (303 amino acids)
Source: RefSeq, a predicted model, not a curated record
UAAUACCUAAAUAUUUUCCGACAAAGAUAGGAAGCUGCUGCCUGGUUUGGUGUGGUGGGAUUGCCAUUCAGUUGGCGCCGAAUCAUAGAAGAUGGUAAAUCUAAACCAUUAACGAAGUACAUGGGAAAUUGGAAGUUGCGGAUUUCAACAACUUUAUCCACUUCCUGCUGAUGUCACGCCUCUCCUCCACCACCACACCACCCCCUCCCCCCCUUCUCCUCUCUCUCUCUCCCUCUCCCCCCACUCUCUUCUUCUCCAGCUGAGGCAAAAUUCAAGCCAGACUCUGAAUGGGAUAGUUUGCUGGUCUCUCUCCAGGCAUUGCAUUUGUACCCUCACAAGACGAGAAAUUACAGACCAACAAAGGAUGGAUUUUUAUUUCUGCAGUUCCAUCUACAGAACUCGUCGGUUUGUGGCUCCUAUAUCCUUUCUGCGUUCUCUCGAAACAGAUCAAGCUAUUUGAAUUUGGACUCUCCUUCAAACGAAACUUCUCGUCUUUAGAUUCAUGGAUGUUAAAGAAGUAAAACCUCCUUCAGGGUAUGGCAAACCUCCCUGGGUUUUCAGAGGAAGUGCCUUGUAUCAGCUUCAUCUUGUGAAAGCAGAAACUGCUCGAGCUUUCAUCCCGAAAGAGUUCAAAUUAGUUGAAGCUUUCGGGUAUACUCUUGGUGGCUUCUUUCUUGCCAAUUAUGAUGACAGCCCAGCAGGAAUGUUCGAUGAGCUUGUGGUGAUUGCAGGAACAGUAUGGAAUCCACCUACAUCUUGUGCGUGGGCUGCCCGAGUGCUUGUAAACAGUGAUGAGGCAUGCAUUCAUGGACGAAAGCAUGUGGGACUUCCAAGCCAAGUUGCCAGGUUUUCCAAGCAGAGAAUUAUACCAAUACCAAGGCCAUCAAAAGUUAAAAGCAAUCGGCUAUUGAGUAUGGUUGGUGUGGGUACUGCUCCCAAUAAACCACAAAAUUACUUGGAUAUUCAAGUGACUGAAAUCAAGGGCCCUGCUGUAGCAGAUAUCUGUACCAUCAACCUUGGUACUUUUGCCUUGGCAAAGGCAAUGCCAGGGAUAAAUUCCGACAGGUUGAUGGGGCCGGUUGUCAAGAUGUCGCUUCCAAGCUUUAGCGGCCGUACCGAGUAUAAUCCACAUCUUCUCAAGUACUCUUGCAAAAUAGAAUGCAGGAUAAGAGCAGUGAGACCGGCAAAGGUAUGGGGCCCAUCUGAGAAAGACCACUCUUCUAAAUGCAAAAGUUCAAGACUUGUAGAUGUCAUAACCAGAGACGUUGGAGAAGAUGAAAGAAGCCUCAGCAUCGCUGUGAUGCUAUCAAAGCCAAUUUUAGCACUCCAGUUCAAUUGUCUCAAAAUGCAGGUGGAGGCUCCCAAAGUAGUUUCUCCGCCCCCCAACCCCAACAAUGCGUCCCAAGGUUCUUGACGCCGUGCAAUUACUUACUUUAUGGUAGGUGGAAUUAUGUUGUCCUUGGGAUUUUUUAGUUUAAUUUUUGUAGCAAAUUCCAGAGUUGUAGAUUAUACCUUUAAUUCCCUUUUUGAAAAAGUCAUUAGGAAUCUUUGGUGACAUAAUGAACCGUGCCCUUGAAAAGGGAUGACUUAGUCCAUUACGUUAUCAGCAAAUUGUAGUCUAGUGUUGUGAUACGAAAUUCAGGAAAGGAAACAGGCUUUGGGGCUACUAUAUAAAGAAACUGCUUUUGUUGAU